This is a messenger RNA of Penicillium cataractarum, 900 nucleotides long. Its product is annotated as putative mannosylphosphate transferase (Mnn4). The record is from RefSeq and is a predicted model, not a curated record. Bases 1 to 900 code for a protein of 299 amino acids. The transcript is spliced from 3 exons. Lineage: Eukaryota; Fungi; Ascomycota; Eurotiomycetes; Eurotiales; Aspergillaceae.
AUGCAGUGGCGAACGUGGGCAACGCUCGCCUCUGUACUCUGGUCCACAGCGGCGACGGCACUCCCCAGCCCCGAGGCUCGAGACGAUAGCAGCCGGAGCAGCAAUAAACCCUACACCGAUCCUACCCUCAAAGACCCCUUAUGGCUGAAGUACGGACUCAAUGCUUCCGCCGAAUAUAAAUACUUCCACGAACCCGGUCGCGACGAUAUCCUCGGCCACUAUGACAUUCGAUUUUUCACAACGCCCGUGAGCGACACGGAGCGCGCAGAGACUUUGACACACAUGAUUCGCGCGUACUUGAACUUUUUCGACGAGAAUGACCUGGAAACGUGGAUUGCGCAUGGAACGUUGUUGGGCUGGUGGUGGAACGGGAAGAUUCUCCCCUGGGAUUGGGAUAUGGAUACUCAAGUCCCCGAUACAACCCUCGCUUAUCUGGCCGACCACUAUAAUCAAACGAUUGUCGAAUACGUGACGCCUGGAGGCAAGGAGAAGCGCGAUUAUCUGCUGGAUAUCAACCCAUGGUCGCGGCAGCGUGAGCGUGGUCAGGGCCAUAAUAUUAUCGAUGCGCGAUUCAUUGAUAUUACGACGGGAUUGUAUAUCGAUAUCACGGGGCUGAGUAGGCUCGAGCUCGAUGCUCAUCCGGAUAUCUGGCAGUGCAAGAACUUCCACAAGUACCGACUAAAGGAUAUCUAUCCACUGCGUCGGACGACCUUCGAGGGGGCUCCGGCUAAGGUGCCCUUCCAGUAUGAUGCGCUGCUGAUGGAGGAGUAUACCGAGUCGGCCUUGACUACGACCAGCUUCCAUAAUCACACUUGGUUCCCUUCUUUAGCCGAGUGGAUCUCCGACGAGACCAUUGCAAACUUGACUCUACAUUUGCCUGACGAUGGAAAAUACGAAUGA